Molecule: messenger RNA, 1602 nt
Organism: Impatiens glandulifera
Lineage: Eukaryota; Viridiplantae; Streptophyta; Magnoliopsida; Ericales; Balsaminaceae
Product: chromo domain protein LHP1-like
Exons: 6
Coding region: 32-1354 (440 amino acids)
Biological process (GO): heterochromatin formation
Cellular component (GO): nucleus
Source: RefSeq, a predicted model, not a curated record
AAAUUGAAGCGAGGUUAGAGAGAAGAAGGUCAUGAAAGGCGGAAAGAAGAAGUUCGCAGGAGCAGCAGCCGCCAUGACUGAAGCUUCAUCACAGCCGGCAAUGCGGCCUUUGGAGUCUGGCAAGGAGGUGCAAGCGAUUGAUGCUGAAGUGGCGGCGGCGGCGUCUGCGAAAACGGAAUCUCCGGCGGAGGCUAUUAAGCGUCAGAAUGAGCUGCAGGAGGAAGAUGCGAAGCUAGAAGAAGGACACAGGAAAGAGGGAGAGGAUGAUGAGGAAGAAGAAGAAGAUGAGGAGGAGGAAGACUGUGAAAUCGAAGAGGGCGUGAUGGAGGGAGAGCGUCCCAAGCUAGCUGAAGGAUUUUAUGAGAUUGAAACCGUAAGAAAGAAAAGGGUUCGUAAGGGCGAAGCUCAAUAUCUCAUCAAAUGGCGUGGCUGGCCAGAGACAGCCAACACUUGGGAACCCUUCGACAAUCUCCUCGCAUGUUCGGAUAUCAUUGAUGCCUUUGAAGACAGCUUGCGAUCAGGAAAGCAUAAAUCUACAAGAGGACGUAAGCGCAAGUAUAAACUAACAACUCCCAAUCAAUCCACAAAGAAGCAACGGAUUUCCCCAACUAAAGCUAAUUAUAAUAAUGUAUCUGCUGUCAAAGUUAGAGUUACUGAAGAGCCAGUUCCUAUGGGCAGCUUAAGCGAUACAUCCCCUACCAAAGAAAGAAGUAAACACGGAAACAAUGAAGUUAGAACGGUUAUCAGACAAAAUGAGGAAGCUAAGGAGCAAAAUGAAUUGAGUUUAAAGCUUAAUGAAUUAAGAGGAUCUGUCUUGUGCAAUGAGGGUGUUGCUGAUAAGCCUAAAACACAUGAUCAAGAAAACAACAUGUCUGAGAUGAAGGAUCCUGUUAAUGGGUUUCCAAUAGUUGACAACUUUGAACAAUCCCAAUCUGGUCGUUGUACUGGAGCUAAAAGAAGGAAAUCAGGUUCCGUUAAGAGGUUUAAACAAGAGCUAUCAAAGGUACCAAAUGCUGAACUGAACAAAACAGUCAGAAGCUCUAAUGGUUCGUGCAGUAAAUCUGGAUGGCAACAAGAUAGUUUGAAUCCAGAUUUUGCAGGGAGCGAUUUGGGGCUUAAGAGUUUGCUUGAGAACUCCAAUGCUGUUGCCACUAUAACUGAAAUUGUUAGGCCUAUCAGUUAUUCGUCGACAACAAUUGAGAGUGUUAAUGAUGUUUCAGUGACUUUCAUCGCAAUGAGGUCUGAUGGCAAAGAAGUUGUCGUUGACAAUAAAUUCCUCAAAGUUAAUAACCCACUUCUGUUGAUCAACUUCUAUGAGCAACAUCUGCGUUACAGCCAAACCCAAACGCAAUGAGCCGCCCUUUGGAUGCAGCUGGAUCAAACAUCUUGAACUCUUCAUCCUGUAUAGGUUAUUUAAGUAUUUGUUCGGGAUAUUAUAGCUAGCCUCUAUGCAGUUGUUUUGUUGGAUACUUCCACUUGUCAAACUAUUGCUAGCCUAGCUGAUUUGUAUAGCAGCAGCAGUUCUCUUUCCUUUCGCCAAGAUUUCAAUGUUGUUCUGAAUUUGAUGGUUCUUUGUGUUGCAUCUUUUAGAACAUAAUUUUA